This is a messenger RNA of Toxotes jaculatrix (banded archerfish), 5932 nucleotides long. It is a transcript of the gene pdcd11, whose product is annotated as programmed cell death 11. The transcript has 36 exons. Lineage: Eukaryota; Metazoa; Chordata; Actinopteri; Toxotidae. The record is from RefSeq and is a predicted model, not a curated record. Gene Ontology annotation, cellular component: nucleolus; nucleus; small-subunit processome. Gene Ontology annotation, molecular function: protein binding; RNA binding. Bases 101 to 5554 code for a protein of 1817 amino acids. Gene Ontology annotation, biological process: rRNA processing.
CGAUUAUGGCGUGUUGCUGAACAACAUGUGAGUUUGGAUAUCCAAAAGCCGGAGAUUCAAUUCACUUUAAUUUUCCUAGACGUCUGAAACAACACCAAACAUGGCAUCAGUGGAGGAGGACUUCCCCCGAGGAGGGACAGCAAAGAAGCCCUCUGAGAGUAAAAUUGUGGUGCAGAGGAGCGAAGUGGAUAACCUGUUCCAGUCAAAGGAACAAACAGAAACUAAGAAAAGAAAGGGGGCAGUCAAAGAUGACGGCAAGAAGCUCAAGAAGCAAAAGACGGACAAAGAAAAAGAUGGUCUGUCUCUAAAUGCAGCAGCCAAGUGUGUGGAAAUCCUACAUAUCAAGAAUGUGAAGGAGGGUAUGCUGAUGCUGGGCUGUGUGAAGGAGGUUGCAGACUUUGAGGUGAUAGUCGGUCUGCCUUGUGGCCUGCAAGGUUACCUUAGCAUCAAGAACAUCAGCGACUCGUACGCCAAGCUGCUCAGUGAGCAGCUGGAUUCAGCUGACACAGAGGAGAUCUGCUCUCUGCCUCACCUCUUCUACCCCGGCAUGGUGUUAAGGUGUGUAGUUGCCAAAUUGGACAUAGCUAAAGGAGGCACUCUCAGCAUCCAGCUGUCAGUCAAUCCAAAGCUGGUCAACAAGGCUCUCACCUCAAGCGCUCUGAAAACUGGCAUGGUCUUAAGUGGAUGUGUGGAGAGUGUUGAGGAUCAUGGCUGCAUAGUUGACAUUGGCAUCAGUGGAUCCAAAGCCUUCCUGUCUGUGAAAGCAGUAAAAGACAAACAAAGCAACCCUGAAGAACUGAAAGUGGGCCAGUAUGUAACUGUUCAAGUGGAAGAAGUAAAGAACGAAGGGCGUGUGGUCCAGCUUUCUGUCAACCCCCAGACCAUCGCCCAGGCCUGUGCUGUACCCGAGCAAGGCUGGAACCUCACCAACCUUCUGCCUGGUCUUCUGGUCAAAGCUACGAUCAAAAAGGUGACCAAACAUGGUCUGAUCCUGGACUUCCUGUCUUCCUUUGGUGGCCAGGUGGACUUUCUCCACAUGGAACCAGAGCAGGCGUCCAACUAUACUGAGGGAACUGAGGUGCGAGCUUGUGUGCUCUACGUGGAGCCGUCCACGCGUUUAGUGGGCUUGAGUCUGCGCAGCUACCUCCUUCAGACCGGGAAAAGAGUUGACCCCAUUCCAACUGGUGGGGACCGCAUUGGGGAGGUGGUGAAGGACUGCAAGAUGCUCGCUAUACACCACAUGUCCGGAGGCAUUGUGGAAUUGCCUGGCAAAACAUUGGCAUUUGUACAUAGGAACCACCUGAAAGAGUCAAAGGAGCCAGCUAAUGAGAAUAGAGUCCUGGCAAUGCCUGAGCACACCUGCAGGAUACUGGACUUCAGCCCCAUGGACCAAAUUCAUUUUGCUACUCUGCGCAGGAGUAUGAUCGAGAAGCCUUUUUAUAGAUAUCAUGAUCUUCAGGCUGGUCAAGUUGUAGAGGGGACGGUAUCAGUCCUGCUGAAUCAUGGGAUGGUGGUGCAUCUGUCCGACCACAUUAAAGGUCUGGUGCCUCGGACCCACCUGUCUGACAUUAUCCUUAAGAACCCAGAGAAGAAAUACAUGGAGGGCAUGAAGGUCAAAUGUCGGGUGUUGUCGGUAGAUCCAGAGAAUAAGAAGCUGUACCUGACCAGAAAGAAGGCCCUGAUUGAGAGCUCCCUGCCAUUGUUCCUCAGCUAUACCGACGCUCGUCCUGGCUCCAUGUCCCACGGCUACAUCGUCUGCAUCAAAGGCUUUGGCUGCAUCAUUCGUUUCUACAAUAACGUCAAGGGUCUGGUGCCGCUCGGUGAACUCAGCUCUGAGCCCAUCAUGAGUCCUGAGGAGGUCUUCUAUGUUGGACAGGUGUUAAAGGCGAAAGUUCUUCAGUGUGACCCAGAGAAGUCAAAGAUGGUGCUGUCGUUUAAAGCUGCAGUGGAGGGAGAAACUGAGAAAGCUGCUAAGCCUCAGUUUGACUGUGAAGUGGGGACGAGUCUGGAGGCCAAGGUGCUGAAGAAGUUAGUCAACGGUCUGGAGGUAGCCAUCCUCCCUGAUGAGAUACGAGCUGUACUACCCACCAUGCACCUCUCUGAUCACAUGUCCAACUGCCCUCUGCUGUGGGAGAGCCUGCAAGAGGGAGACAAUGUCUCGAAGCUCAUCUGCUUCAGCAAGAACAAACAGAAUUUUAAUCUCACCAAGAAACCGACUGUGAGGUGGUCACUGGAGGAGGGAGUGGUCGCCAAGGAUUUCUCAGAGAUCACAGUUGGAAUGCAGCUGAUCGGCUGGGUCAAGAACAUCAUGUCCUACGGCGUCUUUGUAGAGUUCCCAUAUGGCCUUGUUGGACUUGCACCCAAGUCGGCCAUGACUGACAAGUUCAUCAGUGAUACGACACUCACCUUCCAGCUGGGCCAGACAGUCAUUGCUAAGGUGACCAACCUGGAUGAGGAAAAGCGACGUUUCCUCAUCACGCUGAAGACUUCAGAGGUUAUAUCUCCAGAGGGGGACGCCCAGACCAGACUCAUUAACGGUCUGCAGGAGAAAAGAGCUGUGACUGAAAUGUUGGCUAUGAGAGAUAACAGUGAUCUUCGCCAGCAGCUGGCUGCUCUGUCUGUUGGUCAGAAGCGGAAGCUGACGGUGGAUACUGUGACGGACAGCGGUGCGACGUUUACGUCUGAUGAUUUGGUCGGCGCUACCAUACAGGCCAGCAAGCACCAUGUCAUGGGCUUUAGCCUGACCCCAGGACAGAAGGUUACUGCGGUCAUCCUUCAUGUUGACAUCCUGUCUGCUUGUGUCCAUGUGUCCAUCCUUGCCAAGCUGGUGGGAAACAAGAAAUCUUUAAGUGAAGGAUCAAAAUACACAGCGAUGGUGCAGCACAUAGACAAAGACUUUGCCGUCAUCUCGCUGGAGGACACAGCACAGCUCACUGUGAUCCAAACCAGAAGUCACCUGAAUGAGGUAUUCCUGUCUGAGUCGGAGAAGCUGAAGGCGGGGAUGAGCUUGGCAGUUGAGGUUAUAGAGCCCAGCUGUGAGGAACUACAAGGGCUUCCUCUAGUGUCGUGGACGCGCACUGCACCGAAACGACAGCGCACAAACUCGGAAAACCAGUCGGGCUCCAAGGGUCACUGCUUCGGGGAAAUCCUGCAGGGGAAAGUGCGGACAGUGAAGCCUACCUGCGUUCAGGUCACGCUAGAGGAUGGGAGCACAGGCAGCGUGCACGUGUCUGAGGUGUUAGAGGAGACAAAGGUGUGUCAGGGGUCCUUCCCAACAUCCUCGGUGAAAGUAGGCAGUAUGGUCACCGCCAGGGUAAUUGGAGGACGAGAAGCCUCCAGUCACAGAUUCUUGCCAUUUUCCCAUCCCAGAUUUACCUACACCAUUCCUGAGCUCACACUUAUACCCAGCAAACUGGAGAAGAACGCAGAUUUCAAACCAGUUGCAGCAAAAGAAAAACUUAACAGCUAUAAAGUUGGUGAAGAAAUUACAUGCUUUGUAUCAAAGUACAAUCCAGAGAGGAAGUCUUUGGAGGUCACCACUGACCCCUGUAUUACUGGGAUGGUUGAACUUCUGGCCAUGAUCACUGAUCCUAAAGACGCCAGCCACCCAGAGAAACGGUACAAGCUGGGCCAAGCAGUCCGGGCCAAAGUGGUAGAAGUGAGCUCCAAACCUCAUCGCCUUGUGCUGUCACUCACAGGUGUCCAUAAACUGGAGAAAGGCAGCGUCAGUUUGGGGAUCGUGACUAAUAUUCAUCCACAGUUCGGCCUCCAGGUCAAACUUCCAUUUGGUGCCAUGGGGACUGUUGCUGUCACUGACCUGGCUGAUGCCUACAAGCCAAAACCUCUGGAUGCCUACAGCAAGGAUCAGCUGCUCAGGUGUUUCCUCUUAGGGAAUGAAAAUGGCAAGUGGCAGUUGUCUCUACGUGCAUCAAGGGUGAACCCAGAGCAGGCCAAGCCAGUGAAGGACCCAGAGGUUUUGUCUACAGACAAACUGGAGGCAGGCCAGACCAUCAGAGGCUACGUCAAGUCUGUGGGAGAGCAGGGCAUCUUCAUCAGAUUGUCCUGGCAAAUAACCGGAAGAGCCCAACUUCAGAAGUCCACCAAGUUCUUUGUUAGCAGCCACAAGGUCCUGUCUGAGCACCUGCCUCCCAACACCCUGCUCACCACCAAGAUCAUCAGUAUUGACAAAGAGGAGGGGUUUGUCAACCUCUCCCUGCUCCCCGAGGACACCGGGAAGCCAGACGUCCUUCCAGAGUCUCUCGGUCUGCCGCUGCGUCUGGUAGGAGAGGAGAAGAAGAAAUAUGAUCUUAAGAAGAAGAAGAAACGCACGCUGUCUGAGAGCGAACAGAAACAAGAAGAGUCCCAGGUCCCCAAGAAGAAGAAGAAAAAGACAAAGAAAGCAAAGACUGAUGAUAAUGACAGUGGAGUUGAGGUGUACUUCAGGGAAGAAGAGGAUAAGGAGGACGAAGGAGAACCCAAACCUGAUCCUGCAAAACAGGUCAUGCCCUGCUCAUCAGGACCAUCCAGACUGCAGGUGGCAGCAGGUUUCUCCUGGGAUGUUGGACUGAACUCCCUAAAGCCUGCCUCUGCAGCUCAGGACGGGGACUCCAGUGAUGGAGAGGACCAAGAAGGAAGCAGCAAACCCCAGAAGAAGUCCCGUCAUGAGUUGGAGCAGGAGAAAAAGGCAGCAGAGAAGGCGCUGGUACAGCGGGAGACUGAGCUCAUGGAUCCGAACGUGCGGCCCGAAGAUGCGGCUGCUUUCGAGCGCCUGCUCCUAGCCUCACCCAACAGCUCUCUGCUUUGGCUCCAGUACAUGGCUCACCAUCUGCAGGCCACACAGAUCGAGCAGGCCCGUGCUGUGGCUGAGAGGGCUCUCAAAACUAUUUCCUUCAGGGAGGAGCAGGAGAAACUGAAUGUGUGGGUGGCCCUGCUGAACCUAGAGAACAUGUACGGCACAGAGGAAACCCUGAAGAAAGUGUUUGAGCGGGCGCUGCAGUUCUGUGAGCCUAUGCCCGUCUACCAGCAGCUAGCUGACAUCUACGCCAAGUCCAGCAAGAUCAAGGAGGCGGAGGGCUUGUAUAAGACGAUGGUGAAGCGUUUCCGUCAGAAUAAAGCAGUGUGGCUGAGCUUCGGGUCCUUCCUGCUUCAGCAGGGUCAGAGCGAUGCUGCUAGUGCUCUCCUGCAGAGGGCACUGAAGAGUCUGCCCUCCAAAGAAAGUGUGGAUUUGAUCGCCAAGUUCGCUCAGCUGGAGUUCCGUUAUGGCGAUGCGGAGAAAGGUCGCACCAUGUUUGACAAAGUCCUGACAAACUAUCCGAAACGUACCGACCUCUGGUCUGUUUUCAUCGACCUCAUGGUCAAACAUGGAUCACAGAAGGAAGUCAGGGCGCUGUUUGAUCGUGUGAUCCACCUGAGCGUUUCAGUGAAAAAGAUCAAGUUCUUUUUCAAGCGCUACCUGGAGUAUGAGAAGAAGCACGGCACCCCACAGAGCAUCCAGGCAGUCAAAGAGAAGGCCAUGGAGUUUGUGGAAUCUAAAGGUACCGAGGCUGCAAACUGAAUUCGCCUCCUAAUCAAAAAUAAUCUCCUCAGUAGCUUCUAGUUUAGCUUUUUUUUUUUUAAGUGUCAUGAACUGGGAACAGUUGAACCUGAAACUCAGGGUUUGAUGCUCUAAUGUUGCAGAACACAACAAACCUUUGUAAAUCAUCUAUAAAAACAAACGUGUAUCCAACCUUUCAUCAGCUUACCUUUUAAUCCCUUUGUGUGUAAAUGAAUUUGAGCUACAAAGAGAAUGGUAAGUGUUGAUAUAUGAUGAUUAGUUUACUGUGUCUUUGAAUGGACUGUGAUAAGGAACUAAAAAGUUCCUUAUCAUACUUGUUGGAACAUUUUCUAUGAACUGACUGGUUGACCUUUCAAUAAAUCCAGCACCAUUACAAUA